AUGUCCAUUGGAGCCGGUCUUAUCAGUACAUUGACAGCCGGAGGAGGCUUGGGAUUUCAGCAGGGGGGUGUUGCUGCCCAAGCCGUGCUCCCUUUGUCCAAGGUAUCCAUUGGUACUGCCAUUGUCUUGUUCCUCCAGAUCCUUGGCGGAUCCUUGUUCGUCGCAGUCGCGCAGAACAUUUUUGCCAGGGAGCUUAUCGGUAACCUCGAAGCCCUCAAUAUUCCAGGCUUUUCCUCAUCUGACGUGAUAAAUGGGGGAGCAACAAUUAUCCGAGCCAUGGUCAGCGAGUCGAGUUUGGCUAAUGUUCUUGUGGCAUAUAACGACCCGCUUGUGAAGGUCUCUCAGCUUUCUCUUGUCCUCGGUUGCUUGAGCAUGAUCGGGGCUCUAUGCAUUGAAUAG
Messenger RNA from Penicillium brasilianum, 399 nucleotides. Lineage: Eukaryota; Fungi; Ascomycota; Eurotiomycetes; Eurotiales; Aspergillaceae. The record is from the annotation of a GenBank genome assembly.